Molecule: messenger RNA, 453 nt
Organism: Malassezia vespertilionis
Lineage: Eukaryota; Fungi; Basidiomycota; Malasseziomycetes; Malasseziales; Malasseziaceae
Gene: ACP2
Product: mitochondrial acyl carrier protein
Exons: 1
Coding region: 1-453 (150 amino acids)
Biological process (GO): fatty acid biosynthetic process
Cellular component (GO): mitochondrion
Molecular function (GO): acyl binding; acyl carrier activity
Source: RefSeq, a predicted model, not a curated record
AUGCUUGCCGCGGCCCUGAAGAUGAUCCCUCGCACUAUGCGCGCUGCGCCUGCUAUUGCGCGUGCUGCUCCGACAGCGCGCAUGCAGUUUGCACGCACUCCAAUGGCGGCUCCCACACUCGCGCGCACGUACGCGAGUGGGGGCGGCCUCACAAACGACGAAAUUCGCACGCGUAUUGAAGAAGUGCUCAAGAGCUUUGAAAAGGUCGACCCUGCCAAGGUGACGCCCACUGCCUCUUUCACGGCCGAUCUUGGACUCGACUCGCUUGAUGCCGUCGAGGUCGUGAUGGCGAUUGAGGAGGAGUUCAACAUUGUACGUCGUGCACCUUUGCUUACACCACAGGAAAUUCCCGACGUCGACGCAGACAACAUUACCAAUGUGCAGCAGGCGAUUGACUACAUCUCACACACCUCUGACGGUGCGUUCCCCGAAAUACUGACGGAAGCGAUUUAA